GGCGCGCGCCGCUGCCAGCCUCACCCGCGCAGCCGCCUGCAUGGCCGCCGCACCAGCCCUACCAGCCGCAGGGUUCGGUGCAGGGCGUAGGAGCGGGCCAGAUCAAGCGGGAGUUGACUUUCCCCCCGGAAUGUGUCGAGUCCACUGUGCCCACGGGCGAGAAGCGGCGCCGGCUCACCAAGGCGGACGUGGCGCCCGUCGACGCGUGGCGUAUCAUGAUGGCGCUGAAGUCGGGCCUCCUAGCGGAGACUUGCUGGGCGCUAGAUAUCCUCAACAUACUGCUUUUCGACGACAAUUGUAUAAGUUACUUCGGCCUGCAGCACAUGCCCGGUCUGCUAGAUCUCCUGCUGGAGCACUUCCAUCGGAGUUUGAGCGACGUUUUCGACGCCCCGAUGCCGGAGAACGAACCGUGGUACGCGACGCCGACGACCGCCGAACCGCCGGCGAAAGUCAGGCGGAGAGCGGAGCCCCCCGACCCCGCCGACCGUGUGCGCGUGCUUUCCGGCGAGAACUACACACUGCAGUCGCGGCGGCGGCACACCGUCGUGCACAAGAGUGACGAGGACCUGUUUGCGCCCGACGAGUGCGAGUCCGACGGCGAGCGCGUCGAGGACGUGCUGGAGCCGUGGCAGUUCGGCGGCGACACGGCGGGCGCCGCCCACCUCGUGCCCUGCUUCCGCGGAGAGUUCCUGCCGCUGCCUUUCGUGCGACUGCUACCGGGCGAAAGGCCACCUUCGCCUCCCGCGCCGCCGACGCCCGCCGCGCCUCCGCAGACGCCCCCAGAUCACGACGUUCAGACGUCUGAAUCUACGCAGCCGCCCGACACGCCGACGCCUACACCCACGCCGCCCGAUACAGACGCGGACAACCUCGAAGCCGAGCCCAUGGACCUGGAGCCGGAGCGGCGGCCGACGCUCCUUAUCCGUGACCCGGCCGGCGUCCUCAAGCGACGGCGCCUGGAAGACUACGAGGAUGAAUGCUACACGCGCGACGAGCCCAGUUUGAACCUCGUCAACGAGACCCGCGACGCCCUGUCCAAGCGCUGCAUUGCGCUUUCGAAUAUCCUCCGAGGGCUGACAUUCGUGCCCGGCAACGAAGCGGAAUUUUCACGAUCGAGUGCUUUCCUGGCGCUCGCGGGCAAGCUCCUUCUAUUGCACCACGAGCACGCCCCGAGAGCGGCGCGGGCACGAGCGUACGAGCGGGCGGCGCGCGACGAGGCAGACGUGGAGGCGUGCUGCUCGAGCCUCCGCGGCGAGAGCGAGUGGUGGUGGGACACUCUGGCGCACCUGCGCGAGGACGCGCUCGUGUGCUGCGCCAACAUCGCCGGCAGCGUCGAGCUGGCCGGCCAGCCCGAGGCCGUGGCGCGCCCGCUGCUGGACGGCCUGUUGCACUGGAGCGUGUGUCCCGCCGCCGUGGCCGGAGACGCACCGCCGGCCGCCGCGCCCGGCUCUCCGCUCUCCCCGCGCCGACUGGCGCUCGAGGCGCUUUGCAAACUGUGUGUGACGGACGCUAACGUGGACCUGGUGCUGGCGACGCCGCCGCGCGGGCGGGUGGCACAGCUGUGCGCGGGGCUGGCGCGUGACCUGUGCCGGCCGGAGAGGCCGGUGGUGCGCGAGUUCGCGGUUAACAUCCUGCACUACCUUGCGGGCGCGGGCGGGGCGGCGGCACGCGAGGUGGCGCUGCACGCGCCCGCGGUGGCGCACCUUGUGGCGUUUAUUGAGCGCGCGGAGCAUGCGGCGCUGGGCGUAGCCAACCACCAUGGCGUGGCAGCACUACGCGACAACCCGGACGCGAUGGGCACGUCGCUGGACAUGCUACGACGCGCGGCCGCCACGCUGCUGCGGCUGGCCGAGCACCCGGAGAACCGGCCGCUGAUCCGCCGGCACGAGCGCCGUUUGCUGUCGCUCGUCAUGAGCCAGAUCCUGGACCAGAAGGUGGCGCACGAGCUGGCCAACGUGCUGUACCAGUGUAGCCAGCGCGCCGAUGAGCCGCGCCCCGAGCCGUAGAGCGCGCGGCGGACAGUUUGUGACGUUGCGGCAGUGUUAUGGUGCAGCAGUGUGACAGUGCGGCAGUGUUACGGUGCGGCAGUGUGACGUUGCGGCAGUGUGACAGUGCAGCAGUGUUACGGUGCAGCAGUGUGACAGUGCGGCAGUGCGCGGGACGCGAGAGGACGCGAGUGCUACCGAGGCGGUACGUGUGUAUAUAGAGUGGGUGGACGUCACUUAUAGCGGUCGAGUGUUAGUCUGUACAAUCCAAUUCUUUUUGUUAUUUAUGUCCAUGAUGAUUUAUUUACAAGAAUGUCAAUGUGCUAUAAUCGAUAUCUUUUGUUCGAUUGAGAAACAGAUGUAUUAUAACUCGUAAUUUUGAUUUUUAUAAUAAAAUGGGACUUGAAUCUGUU
Molecule: messenger RNA, 2398 nt
Organism: Papilio xuthus (Asian swallowtail)
Lineage: Eukaryota; Metazoa; Arthropoda; Insecta; Lepidoptera; Papilionidae
Product: trithorax group protein osa-like
Exons: 2
Coding region: 216-2006 (596 amino acids)
Biological process (GO): positive regulation of DNA-templated transcription; chromatin remodeling; regulation of transcription by RNA polymerase II
Cellular component (GO): nBAF complex; SWI/SNF complex; nucleoplasm
Molecular function (GO): nucleosome binding
Source: RefSeq, a predicted model, not a curated record